UUUGCAGGGUACAAAUUUCUUGAUUUUCCAAACUCUAGAGGAUGAUUACUCCCUUCCUCCAUUGCCAAAGCUCUCUCCUAUGCAGUGUAUAUAUAUAGACACACACUCACCACCUCUAGCUGUGUCAGCUAAUCCCUGCAGCACCCUUAUGAAUUAAUCAACUCAAGAGAAAUUCCCUUCAAUUCCACCCUACUCUAAUUAUGACUGAACCUUACUACAAUUUCUGGUUCAACUUCAGUUCCCCUCUCCACUCAGAUUACUAUUCCUCCUCCACUUCUCCUUCUCCUUCUUCUUCUUCUUCAAACCCUCAUACCACCAAUCUUGCAUCCUCAUCUUCAUCACCAGAAGCCCUCCCUCUCCUCAACACCCUCAACUCCUCACAAGAAUCAUGCAAUCUUCACCCCAUCAAGCCCGAGAAACAUUUCAAUUUCGACCAAAGUGUGACGGUAGCCCUACAGCUAGGGCUCCCUAGCCCUAAUUCUGGAGAAGCUCCGGAGAAAGACAUACUCUCAGGGCUGCCCUUGAAUGGGCUAAACACGGGGCAGUACUGGAUUCCCACCCCUUCCCAAAUCCUCAUCGGUCCUACACAGUUUUCAUGUCACCUUUGUUGCAAGACUUUUAACAGAUACAACAAUCUCCAGAUGCACAUGUGGGGCCACGGAUCGCAGUACAGAAAGGGUCCGGAGUCCCUACGAGGCACGCAGCCGACAGCGAUGCUGCGGCUGCCGUGCUACUGCUGCGCAGCGGGGUGCAAGCACAACGUGGAGCACCCGUGCGCGCGGCCCCUGAAGGACUUCCGGACCCUCCAAACGCACUACAAGCGGAAGCACGGGGCGAAGCCCUUCAUGUGCUGGAAGUGCGCCAAGGCCUUCGCCGUGAAGGGCGACUGGCGCACGCACGAGAAGAACUGCGGCAAGAUCUGGUACUGCUUCUGCGGCUCCGACUUCAAGCACAAGAGGUCGCUCAAGGAUCACACCAAGGCCUUCGGCCGCGGCCAUGGCGUUGCCGCCGACGACGAGGAUGACUCCUCCUCCGAGAUUGAGCAGGCUGGGGAUGAUCAAUCUUCUCCCAACACCCACUUUUAGUUUUUUUUUUAUUAAUUUUAAUUGUUGUGUGUUUAAAGGUUUUCUGUUUAAAUAAGAUUAUAAGAAAUGUGCUGCGUUUUUUAGGUUUA
Molecule: messenger RNA, 1174 nt
Organism: Salvia splendens (bonfire salvia)
Lineage: Eukaryota; Viridiplantae; Streptophyta; Magnoliopsida; Lamiales; Lamiaceae
Product: zinc finger protein WIP2-like
Exons: 2
Coding region: 201-1085 (294 amino acids)
Biological process (GO): anatomical structure development; regulation of gene expression
Cellular component (GO): nucleus
Molecular function (GO): DNA-binding transcription factor activity
Source: RefSeq, a predicted model, not a curated record